CCCAUUCCGGAGUCGAGAUUGGCCGUGAUGUGACGUGAGGGUUGCUGGUGGUGGAGCCUUUGUGCGUCGUUCUCAGCUGGCUUUCUCCAAAAAUGCUGCGACUGCGGUCACUUGCUACGCUGCUGCAAGGUGGGCAAGCACACGGCCAUGCUCGACGUUUUACCCUACGGAACGUUAAAUAGCUUCGAACUCUUGACGCAUUAGUUUCGUUUUGGCUUCCUAAGCUCAAGUGGGCUGCUUACACUGAGAAGGCGAGGAUAAUCCCGUAUGGAGAAGAGGGCAACAUGUCAAAGAGAACUGUGUUCACCACCAUUACGCCGCUACCUUCAUUUCUAACGAAAGAGGUUGCAAUCUCCUUUCUCCAUGAUCAUUGGCAGAUGAUCGACCUCAACCCUCUCGUCAUAGACAGGAAGAAACUCGACUCUCCACCCCCAAACGCUUCGCCCGAAGAAUGCCAUGCUUCAUGGUACCAGAUAACCGACAAGAUAACGUACAUGCCGGGCGUGCAGUCCUCCGUCAGCUACAACGCUUGUCUACAUGACCUUGCGGACGGCCUACAGACACACACUUUUGCUCCUGCAGGCGUCGAGAUUCGCGCCCGCUGGCUGAUAGGAGGUGGAAAGGGUGCACCUUCGGAACUGGGGCUCAAUGUGCCCAGCCAGGGACUCUAUUUACAAGAGGAGACGGAUCUGAAGUGCAAUUUCCUGAUGACUGGUUUUAUUAAGAAGAAUCUGAAGAAGGCGCACGCACAGGUCGUGGAAAAGAUCGUGGCAAAAGGUAGGGAGCUUGAACCGCGACCGCCCGUGCCUCCGAAGGAUGAAGGGUAUCGAGUUCGCGAUCCCUCGCAAGCGUUGCGGAUACAGAACCCGCAGCCCGGGCUCGAUGGUGCUCCACGAAGUCCAACCUACUCCCAGUUCGCAAGUAAUAGUAACCCGGAUCUGUCGAGCGCGCCAAACAGAUAUCCGCCGGGCUAUCUGCAUUAUCGGCAGGACACAGAGCCAGCGUUUAGCUACCCAAGGCCGAACCCUAGGCCAGAGCCUCCUAUGACCCAUCAACGGAUCAAUUCAGUGCCGGAGCAAAAUAUGCUACCGUCGUCGAGAGUGGCGGAAUUACCGAGUGAGACACCGCAACCGCGUCCGCGACCUAUCAGCGAGCUACCUGGGUAGGGGAUUUUUUUUCACGCUGGCGUCUUGAGAGAAAUAGGACCUUAGCAUCCAUUUGCUGAUGAUUUUUAUGAUGUACGAGCAUGUUAAGCUUUUUUUUCUUCACUUCUAUCUUUCUGUGAUUUUUUUUAGUGGACAACGAUCAAAUCCUCACGAUCGCGGGGUCGCAUAUUGAUCAGGCGAAAUGGAUCUACUGCUCUCGAAGCUUCAUUUGGAAGCUCUUCAGAGAAUGAGAGCGCCAGUGUGAGCAUCCUCAGUCCUCUAAACGCUUGAAUGUCAGGUAUUUUGAUAUCUGGAGAGAUCGAACAAUUAGGAUAGUGACCAGUCUUUCUGCUUAGCAGUUCAGUUCUGGUGUUUCAACGAUUGAGAUUCACACUUAAAGCCCUUGUACUCCAUAAUGCAAGGUGUGCCCAAAUGAAUGGGCCAGCGGAAGAUGAAUCCGAAUAGGCACCUGGCAUCGGCUCUGACCAGUUUAUUUUGUUUCUUAAGAUUCUAAAGCACGAUCGCAACCUUCUAGAAGC
Messenger RNA from Verruconis gallopava, 1684 nucleotides. RefSeq lists its product as uncharacterized. The record is from RefSeq and is a predicted model, not a curated record. NCBI's taxonomy places the organism in Eukaryota, Fungi, Ascomycota, Dothideomycetes, Venturiales, Sympoventuriaceae. The coding region runs from base 285 to 1166 and encodes 293 amino acids. The transcript is spliced from 2 exons.